Messenger RNA from Brassica oleracea var. oleracea, 462 nucleotides. Its product is annotated as putative F-box protein At3g17490. The record is from RefSeq and is a predicted model, not a curated record. NCBI's taxonomy places the organism in Eukaryota, Viridiplantae, Streptophyta, Magnoliopsida, Brassicales, Brassicaceae. Bases 1 to 462 code for a protein of 153 amino acids. The transcript has a single exon.
AUGGUGGAGUGCAAUGGUUUACUUCUCUGUAGCACAAUGUCUAAGAGGAUUGUGAUCUGGAACCGUACUCAAGCGAGAUGGAUUGACAGAGACAAUCUCUCCUUGUACGACACAUACUCCCUAGGUCACGACGGUAACAAUCUAUAUAAGUUGAUGAAGUUCAACUUUGGUUCUUUUGACAUAGAUGGGAGGGAGUGUUAUGGGCCAGAAGCUGAAGUUUAUGAAUUUUCUUCCAACUCUUGGAGAGAGAUUGGCAUAAUAGGAGAUUGGAGUUUGCUCAGACCUUCUAUGAUGGUUUCUGUCGAUGGUAACUCAUAUUGGCUAGCCUCCUCAGGUCAGGUCCAAGUCUUUAUACAAAGUUUCGACUUCUCUACAGAUUCCUUCAGAGCAAUCCAACUCCCUUCAACUCCACUUUCCCGUGACAUGACUAUCUAUGAUGUUUCAUCAUCUCAGGGAGUUUGA